GGGACAAACGCAGUGUCAACGAUGACGAGGCCAACCAUCACCACCAACUACAGAUGACUUGCCAUUUUAUUUACAAAGAUGUCGUCAACAGCUGAAAAUGGAGACACGGUACCUGGAAAACAAAACGAAGAAAAAACCUACAAAAAGACUGCAUCCUCAGCUAUUAAAGGUGCUAUCCAGCUGGGAAUUGGAUACACAGUGGGGAAUCUCACUUCUAAGCCGGAACGCGAUGUCCUCAUGCAAGACUUUUACGUGGUGGAAAGUGUGUUCCUCCCCAGUGAAGGGAGCAAUCUGACCCCAGCACAUCACUACCCAGACUUCAGGUUUAAGACCUACGCUCCACUGGCCUUCCGAUACUUCCGAGAACUCUUUGGUAUCAAGCCUGAUGAUUACUUGUACUCCAUCUGCAGUGAACCUCUGAUAGAACUGUCCAAUCCUGGAGCCAGUGGGUCCUUGUUUUUUUUGACCAGCGAUGAUGAGUUCAUCAUCAAAACCGUUCAGCAUAAGGAAGCCGAGUUCCUGCAGAAGCUGCUGCCAGGCUAUUACAUGAAUUUAAACCAGAACCCAAGGACUCUUCUGCCGAAAUUCUAUGGGCUCUAUUGCAUGCAGUCAGGGGGUAUCAACAUCCGAAUUGUAGUGAUGAACAACGUGUUGCCGCGUGCCAUGAGGAUGCAUUUGACCUAUGACCUAAAAGGCUCCACAUACAAGCGAAGAGCGUCCCGAAAAGAGAGGGAGAAACCCAACCCCACGUUUAAGGACCUGGAUUUCCUGCAGGACAUGCACGAGGGCCUGUAUUUCGAUACAGAAACAUACAAUGCCCUUAUGAAGACGCUGCAGAGAGACUGCCGGGUGCUGGAAAGCUUCAAGAUCAUGGACUACAGCCUUUUGCUGGGCAUCCACAUCUUAGACCACUCCCUCAAAGACAAGGAGGAGGAGCCCCUGCAGAACGUGCCGGAUGCAAAGCGGCCCGGGGUGCAGAAAGUCCUCUACUCCACAGCCAUGGAAUCCAUCCAGGGGCCAGGCAAGUCUGCAGAUGGGAUCAUUGCAGAGAACCCAGACACAAUGGGAGGCAUUCCAGCUAAGAGCCAUAAGGGAGAAAAGCUGCUUUUAUUCAUGGGCAUUAUUGAUAUUCUCCAAUCAUAUAGAUUAAUGAAGAAGCUAGAACAUUCCUGGAAGGCUCUUGUUUAUGAUGGGGACACCGUUUCAGUUCAUAGACCAAGUUUUUAUGCAGAUAGAUUUUUAAAGUUUAUGAAUUCCAGAGUUUUCAAGAAAAUUCAAGUUCUGAAGGCCUCACCUUCUAAGAAACGGUGUAACUCCAUCGCCGCGUUGAAGGCAACCUCCCAGGAGAUUGUGUCCUCCAUCAGCCAGGAAUGGAAGGAUGAAAAGCGCGAUUUGUUAACGGAAGGGCAGAGUUUCAGCAGCCUGGAUGAAGAAGCCCUGGGAUCCCGGCACAGGCCCGACCUGGUACCCAGCACUCCAUCAUUAUUUGAAGCGGCUUCUUUAGCGACCACAAUAUCAUCUUCUUCCUUAUAUGUCAGCGAACACUGUCCACAAGACAGGACUACGCUUUAUUCAAACAGCAAAGGGUUACCUUCCAGUUCGACCUUCACCUUGGAAGAAGGGACCAUCUACCUGACUGCUGAGCCAAACACUCUGGAAAUGCAGGAUGACAACGCCUCUGUGCUGGAUGUCUAUUUAUAAAUGAGAAUAGCAAGCACCUGAGCACAUGGGCGGGACCAGAACGCAGCUGUAGGAGAGAACUUUCCCC
This is a messenger RNA of Acomys russatus (golden spiny mouse), 1768 nucleotides long. RefSeq names its product phosphatidylinositol-4-phosphate 5-kinase type 1 beta (gene Pip5k1b). The transcript has 14 exons. Lineage: Eukaryota; Metazoa; Chordata; Mammalia; Rodentia; Muridae. Gene Ontology annotation, biological process: phosphatidylinositol metabolic process. Gene Ontology annotation, molecular function: phosphatidylinositol kinase activity. Bases 79 to 1701 code for a protein of 540 amino acids. The record is from RefSeq and is a predicted model, not a curated record.